CUAUAUUCCGGUGUGGUGUGACGUUUCCUUACGUCAAAUACAUGUUAAAACGUGUUUGAAUUUUGUGCUUGUGUAGUGUUUAAUAGGCCCCGUAUUCAUUUUAUUUGACCAUUGCCAGGCCAUAGCAUAAGUAAAUUCGGUGACGCAGUGACAAGUGAAAAAUGUGUGACAAACAAUUAAUUAAACAAUCUGCUUUACAUAAACCUAAUGGUGUUAAGAGGAAGACUGGACAUGUUUUGAUACAGUUGCCUGAAUCGCAUAGACACAGAUCGGCCAAACUGAGGACUAAACUGACCAUCGCUGGUUUACUAGUUCUUGUCAUUUUAUCUGCUUUGGGUGGUUAUUUCGUCGCUAAAUUUGAUUACAAACGAGCUACUAUACCCGAACUUGUGGAUCCUGUUGAGCCCUUGCCGCCUUCAUCAUCAUGGCUUCAUACAUUCAAAAGAGCUGCUGUCUGCACAGAUUCUCCAACUUGUUCCGAUAUUGGGCGACACAUCCUAUCCAUAAAUGGCUCAGCGGUCGAUGCAACCAUCGCAGCGAUGUUCUGCAAUGGUCUACAAAACCAGCAAAGUAUGGGCCUGGGCGGAGGUUUCUUCAUGACAGUGUACAUAAAGGAAGAGGAAAAGGCAUACACUGUGAUCGGCAGAGAGACGGCUCCAGCGGCUGCGACAGUGGACAUGUUUCAUGGAAAUGCUGAUAAGGCUAAGAAAGGAGGCCUUGCAGUUGGAGUCCCGGGAGAGUUACGUGGAAUGUGGGUUGCGCACCAGCGGUGGGGAAAUCUGCCUUGGAAAGACCUAAUCAAACCCACACUGGAGUUCUGCAAAUACGGCUUCGAAAUAACCGGUCCUAAUUAUGAAGGCCUCGAAAGUGCUCCUUACGUUAAACACGAUCGUCAUUUAAGAAAGACAUAUGUGAACAAAAAUAAUCAGUUCCACAAGCCGGGCACAGUGGUAAAGCCAAGCGAAGCCUGGUGCAGAACUUUGGAAGUCAUCGCUGAGAAAGGUGGGGAUGAGCUAUACAAUGGCAGCCUCUCUGUUGACUUCCUUGAGGAUCUGAAGGAAGCUGGCAGUAUCAUCACAGCUGAGGACCUUCAGAACUAUGAAGCAAAAAUAAUUGAACCACUUGCUGUACCACUCAGUCAAGGAGACACCCUCUUCACUCCACCACCACCAAGCAGUGGUGUGAUUCUAGUCAAUAUUCUGAACAUCUUGAGCGGAUACAAUUUUACCUCAGAAAGUAUUAAUGGCACAGAUAAUACAGUGCUUACAUAUCAUAGAAUAAUAGAAGCUUUCAAAUACGCAUAUUCAACGAGAACGAAGCUAGGGGACAUGGAUUUUUUGAAUUUGGAAGAGCUUAUAGCUAAUGUGACGUCUCCGGAAUAUGGGGCUGAAAUCCGCAACUUAGUAAACGAUACUUUAACCAGCAACAGCACAGCCCAUUAUGGCGCUGAGGAAUACCAGAAAAAUGAUGCCGGAACAGCUCACAUUUCCGUCAUUGGUUAUAAUGGCGACGCUGUAUCAUUAACAAGCUCCAUAAAUUACUUUUAUGGUGCUGGCUUCACAACUAACAGAACAGGUAUACUGAUGAACAACGUCAUGGAUGAUUUCUCAUCACCAGGAAUCACCAACUACUUCGGCAUUAAGCCAUCACCAGCCAACUUUAUAAAACCUGGAAAGCGACCUCUGUCUUCCAUGUGUCCAAGUAUUAUUGUAGACCAAGGUGGGAACGCAAAAAUAGUGAUUGGCGCCUCAGGUGGAACUAAGAUUACCACCUCUGUUGCUUUGGUUGCGAUCCGCACACUUUGGCUGGGCCAAACGAUAAAAGAAGCGGUAGAUGCACCUCGAAUUCACCAUCAGAUUUUCCCUAUGGAGGUGGCAUAUCAAUAUGGUGUUACGGUGGAUAUUCUAAACGGCCUGAGACAUAAAGGUCACGCUUUAAAAAGAUACGCGGGUAGAGGGUCCAUUGUAUGCGGCCUCUACAGAAACAAAACUGCUAUCUAUGGUAAUGCAGACUAUAGAAAAGGCGGGAACGUUGCUGGCAUGGAUUAAUUUAGUAUUUUUGUUCCAACAUUGCAUUUACUGUUGUUAAGCUUAAAGUGUUUGUGUUGACAGUCUUGAAAUAUUUGUUUCGAGAGUGCAGUGAAAAUAAAAUAAUUUCCUGUAUAAACUUAUAAAUCUAAACUAAUAUUUGUCGCAUCUUGUCAAAAUGCCCUUAAUUACCUAAUAGUAUUAUAAUUAUUCCGUUUGCGACUUUGUUAGUCUUACGUUUUAUUUUUUUCUUCAAGUGGAUUUCGUAAUAUAUGCGGAUAAGAGAAAUAUUAGGAAAAUAAUGAUGAAACAGCCAGAUACCAUCGUAAUUUUUACACCAUCGAAAAUCUGGAAAUUUGAAACAGUUCGUAUAUCUAAAACAAUUAAAUUAUAAACGUUUAUGUAUUAUUUAGUCCAGUUUAAGUCUAGAAGAAUUAACAAGCAGGUAUUGUCAUGACACAUUAAUCAAUUCAAUGUCAUCAAGAGAAUAAUAAACAAAAUAUUUAUUUUUAUUAUAACAUUUAAGUUAUGAAAGACAAAUUUAAAAACGGUAUGUAAAAAAUAGGAUCUGAGAAUAAUAACAAAGCCACAAAGAUUUAAAAAAAAUUAUUCUCUAGAUUAAAAAGCGUUAAAAUAUACUCUUUAUUUUAAAAUCAGAAAACCAUAUUUUAAUUAUUUCCUGAAACGGGUGAAAAGAAGAUGGUACAGAGAAGGUAUAUACCUACUGACUAAACAUGUUUUCCGUAUCAGCUUUGUUAAUAAAGAUAAUUUAUUAAGUAGUUAUAAGUAUCGUGAGAACAUUCCCUGUGUGAUAAGUAAAUAAAUGUAUUCUUGAUAUUAGGUGUAUGUAAAUGUUAUAAACAUAGUAUAUAAUAUUACACUACUGUAUUUAAUUAAUAAUAAUUGUAUGCAAAAUUAAAAACAUCUCUCCUAUACCUCUCUCAUAAAUAUUUCCUACAUUAGAUAAACUAGAUAUUUAUUAAUAUAGACAUUAUGGAAAAUCAAUCUCUUAAUAGUACAAAAUAAAUUUUAUAUUAUGUU
Molecule: messenger RNA, 3068 nt
Organism: Pieris rapae (cabbage white)
Lineage: Eukaryota; Metazoa; Arthropoda; Insecta; Lepidoptera; Pieridae
Product: glutathione hydrolase 1 proenzyme
Exons: 11
Coding region: 162-2048 (628 amino acids)
Biological process (GO): glutathione catabolic process
Cellular component (GO): plasma membrane
Molecular function (GO): glutathione gamma-glutamate hydrolase
Source: RefSeq, a predicted model, not a curated record